AUGACCACCGCACCCGCACCAACGACCAAUGCCAUAAGUCUCAAAUCCGGCGCCCGAAACUUCUUCCACACAUACGUCGGCAUGGGCGACUACGACGAAGUCAAUGCCCUUCUCGGCCCCGGUCCCCAAGGCCUGUACCCAGUCCACUAUGCGGCCUAUGGCGGGCAUUGGAGAUACUGCGCCUACUUGUGCGCGGCGGUGUCGGGGAAUCUGGAGGUCGUGAAAUUCUUGAUGAAUAUGGAGGAGGAGGGGGAGAAGGAGGAGGGUGCUGAUGUUAAUGUCGAGGUUGACGUUGAUAUUGUGUCGGAUGCGCAUGGCGCCACGGCGCUGCUGUGCGCGUGUGACCAGGGCCAUCUGGAGGUCGCGAGGUUCCUUGCUGUGGAGAAAAAGGCGUACCCGUUUCUUGCGGAGAAAGAGGGGUGCUCGCCGCCUAUGAAGGCGGUUAAUGCGGGACAUACGGAGGUUGUGGAGAUGUUAUUUGAGGAAGUUGAUCUGGAGGAGUGGGCGGGAAGUAUAGAUGAACGACAGAGGGAUUUGGCGGCUGCCAGGGAAUUCUUGGAGAAAGGGGCUGAUAGUUCAAUUGUCUAUGGAAAGGAAACGACACCCGUUCAGGCAGCUAUAGGGCGUGGUUUUCAUGGGGUGGCCGAGUAUCUGCUUUCAGAGGCGAUGAAGCUGACGAACAUGGAGUAUGUGGACAGUGACUCGGACGAGAGCGAUGAAUGA
Molecule: messenger RNA, 723 nt
Organism: Aspergillus calidoustus
Lineage: Eukaryota; Fungi; Ascomycota; Eurotiomycetes; Eurotiales; Aspergillaceae
Source: the annotation of a GenBank genome assembly